GGAGGCGAGCCUGAUCUAAUGACUGCAGCAAAGAUGAUCCUCCAUGACUGGCAAAGAGGCAAAAUACCCUUCUUCGUGGCCCCACCACAACAGCAGGAAGGUGAUCCAUCAGGAAAUUCCAAUUUGCCUGAUGCAAGCGAAGAACCGACAAUUAGCACAGAUCGGACAGCUGCCGCUAUGAAAGCCAUUGCUGGUAUUAUAUCAUCCCAGCAGCUAAUGCAUGUUCCUGCUCACAAGGACUUCGGUAAUGUCAUCGAAACAGAGACCAAAAAGAUAGAGCACCCUGAAGAAGAUGCAAGCCCAUCUGAAAUCUAAUCAAGCCCCCCUGCAGCCCCUUUCGUUCCAGCAGGUUUCAGAGAAUUAUGGGAAGGAACAUAGCCCUAAAGUUCUUUGUUCUUCAUCUGUGGCUGUAUCUAUGUAGGCUUGUUGGAUUUUGAACAUUAGAAAGUAUCUGGAAGGUGGGAAAUGUUUUGCCAUUUUUGAUUACUUGAACCAGAUCAGAUUUUUUGGUACGUGGAGUCUAAUGACUCACUAGAGAGGAAGAGUCUAGAUUUUUUGCUUGUAUUUUGUGCAUUUUGCCUCGAUGAUUAAUAAGAUAUUAGUGGCAAAAUCAUGAUGAUUUAGUUAUUGCA
Messenger RNA from Elaeis guineensis (African oil palm), 632 nucleotides. NCBI's taxonomy places the organism in Eukaryota, Viridiplantae, Streptophyta, Magnoliopsida, Arecales, Arecaceae. The record is from RefSeq and is a predicted model, not a curated record.